Messenger RNA from Clupea harengus (Atlantic herring), 3526 nucleotides. It is a transcript of the gene slc41a2b, whose product is annotated as solute carrier family 41 member 2b. Lineage: Eukaryota; Metazoa; Chordata; Actinopteri; Clupeiformes; Clupeidae. Gene Ontology annotation, molecular function: monoatomic cation transmembrane transporter activity. Gene Ontology annotation, cellular component: plasma membrane. Gene Ontology annotation, biological process: monoatomic cation transport. The record is from RefSeq and is a predicted model, not a curated record.
GCGUACUGACUCACUUGGCAUGAGCUGCUGUGUGGCACUUCUACAGUGACGCGACAGACUGUCAGAGAAGCAAGAGAACGAGAGAUCAUCUUGUACCUCUACGUCGUAGUGAACCAGUCCUUCAGGUUCCAUGUGGAAGGACCCACUGUAGUCAGUCCCCCUCCCAUAUCACCACCCUGUAGCCCAAAGGAGAUGACCCAACCUGGCUGCCACCUGCAUAAUGAACCUCCGCACCACUGGGGGCUCCUCCGCCGUGGGCAGUCUGGGCCAUAGCUGGGGCAUCCUGUCCGGAGGCCGUGUGCCCUCUCUGCUGCAGACCAUGGUGCCAGCAGGCUACAGCGCCCUCCAGGAGGAGCGGCUGGUCAUGUCCGAGCUGACCGGUGGCGGCGGCAGUGUUGGUAGUAGCUCCGCCAAGCCUGACCUGGUGCUAGGCAACAGCUACCACCGCGAGAACAGAGCCCACCGGCACUUGGACCGCACCCCCCGCUCACCUCUGUCGGCGGGUGACCUUGGAGACGGUCGCUUCAGCGAGACCCAGCCCAUGCUGCCUAAUGGCGAGCUGUCUGGGGAGGAGGACGGAGAAGAUGUUGGGGAUGAAGAAGAAGAAGAAGAUGAUGAUGAGGAAGAAGUGGAGAUGGAGAGGCCACCCAUGGGACGCAACAUGCCCAAAGAGUCGCCCCUGGCCAUGGCCCUGCAGAUUGUGGUGCCCUUCCUGCUGGCUGGCUUCGGCACAGUCUCAGCUGGCAUGGUGCUGGACGUGGUGCAGCACUGGGAGGCCUUCAAGAACAUCACAGAGAUUUUCAUUCUGGUUCCAGCUCUGCUCGGACUUAAGGGGAACCUGGAGAUGACCCUGGCUUCUCGACUUUCCACAGCGGUGAACGUGGGGAAGAUGGACUCGCCCAUAGAGAAGUGGAAUCUCAUCAUAGGGAACCUGGCCCUCAAACAGGUGCAGGCGACGGUGGUGGGCUUCCUGGCGGCCGUGGCGGCCGUGGUGCUGGGCUGGAUCCCCCAGGGAAAGUUCCAGAUGAGUCACGCCGUGCUGAUGUGCUCCGCAAGCGUGGCCACUGCCUUCAUCGCAUCCCUGCUCCAAGGCAUAAUCAUGGUGGGGGUCAUCGUGGGUUCCAAGAAAACGGGCAUCAACCCAGACAACGUUGCCACGCCAAUCGCUGCCAGCUUUGGUGACCUCAUCACUCUGGCCAUCCUGGCAUGGAUUAGCCAGGGGCUCUACAAUUGCCUGGACUCUCACCCGUACGUGUCAUCACUGGUGUGUGCCUUCUUCCUGUCUCUGACUCCUCUGUGGAUCGUCAUCUCUUCCAAGCACCCAGCUAGCCGCACGCUGCUCUACUCCGGCUGGGAGCCCGUCAUCACCGCCAUGAUAAUCAGCAGCAUUGGUGGCCUCAUCCUGGACAAGACGGUGUCAGAUCCCAACCUGGCUGGCAUUGUAGUUUACACUCCCGUCAUCAAUGGCAUUGGUGGGAACUUGGUUGCCAUCCAGUCCAGCCGCAUCUCCACGUACCUGCACUUCCACAGUGCCCCCGGGGAGGUGCCCGACGAGGCCAAGGGCUGCUACUACCCCUGCCGCACCUUCUGUGGCUCAGGAGCCAAUCACCGCUCGGCGCAGGUGCUUCUCCUGCUGGUCCUCCCAGGUCACAUGAUCUUCCUCUACACCAUCCACCUGAUGAAGAGCGGCCACACCACGCUCACGCCCAUCUUCACCAGCGUCUACCUGGCUGCCGCCCUCUUCCAGGUGUUCUUGCUGUUGUGCAUCUCUGAUUGGAUGGUCCACUCCAUGUGGCGCAGUGGGAAGGACCCAGACAGCUUCUCCAUCCCGUACCUGACGGCACUAGGUGACCUCCUGGGCACCGCCCUGCUCGCCCUCAGCUUUCACUUCCUGUGGGUCAUCGGCGACCAGGACAGCGACGUGGGCGACUAAUGCCUCCACCUCUCCUCGUUCUCUCACUCUCUGUCUCUCUCUCUCUCUCUCUCUCUCUCUCUCUCUCUCUCUCUCUCUCUCUCUCUCUCUCUCUCUCUCUCUUUCUCUAUCUUUUGACCACAGCAUUGGAGGAGGCGGGUCACGUCCGUGCCUGAGCCAAUCACAAGUGGCCUCCCACAGUGACUCAGCCAAUCAGUUCGCGCCUGGAAUGUUCUCUACCUCUCCUGUUGGGGAGGAGCAGAGCUGCCUAUGUCAUAUGAGAUUACUCAGAACAUACAAAUGUGGAGUUACACAUUCCCAGUCAUCAGUUAACCAGGAGGAUGUUCCUUUCAUGUGUGCAUGUGUUUUAUAGGGCCAUUCUUAUGCAGGGUGUUUUUGUACGACGGUGUCCUUUCUCAUCUCCGCGAGGAGAGGAGAGGGUUGACCCGUGUUCACAGAGCCAGCCAACCUCUUAUUUUAACGGCCAGCCCCGACGCCUUUGUGAUGUGCUUCAUAAAAUUGAUGGCCCCCCGACUCUGACCAAGGCCAAGAAGACUGACGUGGGGAAGUUAAAUACAUGCACUGACGCACACACACACACACACACACACACACACACACACACACACACACACACACACACACACACACACACACACACACACACACACACACGUACUAAGGCUUUGGAGCUGCUCUUUGGCACUGCAUCUUGAGCAGUGUUGGGACUCUGCAAUGGUUAGCCAAACUGUCACACACACACACACACACACACACUCACAUUCAAGAGUUCUUCCUCUUGCACCACAACACACACACUGGGGUUAUCAAGUAGCCUCCAUAAUCGCCAUAGCCAAGCACUGAUAGUGUAAUUGCCACACACAGAUACACACACAGGAACUGUUCAAUCCUCAGUUGCAGUUCACUUCAGAAUAAUUUGCUUGUAUUGUAGCGUCUGUGGGCGGUGCUCUGUGUGGGCCUCCCUGGCGAGACGGGGCCCUGAUAAGGCCCCUGAUCCAGAGGCUCGCUGUCGGCCCCGCCGUCUUUCUUUCUCCACACCACUUGCCAGCAGCUGUCAGCGCUUUGGUCGACUCUGCAGCGAAGGGUGUGUGUGUGUGUGUGUGUGUGUGUGUGUGUGUGUGUGUGUGUGUGUGUGUGUGUGUGUGUGGAGGUCCGUAUGCCAGCUCUGCGCCCAGUCUGUCUCUCAUUAACACGCACACAACUCUCACACAGACACAGUUGCCAAACGUUAAUCUUCUUUUUCUUUUUCAUCUUUUUCCAUUUUUUUUUUUUCUAAACACAGGUCGCAAAGGUCACAUCUUUAAAUGGUAGAUGUUGCUGAAGCACUUUUUUGUAUGCUGUAAUUCAGAUCUGGCAUUACUUUUUGUUGUCCUUUCGAGGUGCCGUUUCAUGUGUGUGUGAGUGUGUGUGCAUCUAUAUGUGUGUGUGUGUGUGUGUUUUAAUAUACCCACAAGGCGUUUUGUUUAGUUUUUUUGUCCGAGACAGUGGCAGCGGUGUCACGCCUGCCAGCCAGUCGUUGCUUCUUUGUUCUUCUUUUGUUGUUGUUAUUGUUUUUCUACUCACAGAGACGGUUUAAUAAAAAAUAUAACUCCC